AUGGCUAACAAUAGUCAGAACUCAGUGCUGAAUCCGGCCCUCCAGGAGCAACACCUCCAGUUCCAGCAACAACUCAUUCAACUCAAACAACAGCAACAACUGCAACAACAGCUCCUUCUGCAGCACUUCCAACAACAACAGCAACAGUUGGCCGAACAGCACGAGAAACAGCUCCAGGAAAGGAUCAGGGAAUAUUUAGAGCAACAGAAGAAGAUAGAGGAGGAACAGAGGGAACAGAAGGAAAGGGCGGAAAAGGAGAAGUUGGAGGCACUGAAGAAGAAGGAGAAACACGAACAAAGCGCCAUCGCUUCCUCCGAAGUGAAGCAACGGCUCCAGGAGUUUGUUUUGAGCAAAAAGCAGAGGGAGGCCGCGGCCGCCAACAGUGCCAACAACUCACCGCCCACUCCCGGCACCAGAAACUGGCAACCAGUUAUUGGAAAAUACGAGAACGACUUCCCGCUCCGUAAAACAGCGUCUGAGCCCAACCUAAAAGUGCGGUCUGUCUUAAAGGCAAAAGUGAUUCAACGCCGCAGUUCUCCGCUUCUCAGACGCAAAGAUAAGGCGUCCCCUCUCAAGAGGAGGUCUACCCUCACAAACGGUAUCUCAGGUAAUGGAAUACCCGAAUGUCUGUCAGAGUCACCGCCGAGCGGUUCCAAUCAUUCAAGUUUCCAAUCGAGUGCUGGAAGUACUCCUAUCCAAGAGGAACCGAGUCAUUCGCCAUUUAGUUCAUUAAAUCAGGGAAGCGUUUGUGAUCUAACCCUCUAUUCAUCACCUUCUCUACCAAAUAUAUCACUGGGAAGACCUCAUGUGCCCAACACUACUACUAGUGCUGCAGUUCACACGGAGGCAGGAAAGGCCAUCACAUCUGUGAGCGAGGCUCAGAUGCGGGCCCUAAGAUUCGCGAUGCCAUUGAACACCAUUCACGCCCACCAUUCGUCAUCUGCUUUGCCAUUUUACCCCUCAUUGCCAGUAAUCGAGGGUGAGUUCACACCGCCAACGAGUCCGGGUUAUAUACAGCAACAGAUGAAAGUCCUCGAACAGACCAGAGUCUCGCAAACUCUACCACACAGUCAGUCCAGUGCUGUUACAUCCAUCACGGGCCAGUCGUAUCCCUACCCUCCCGGAAGUGUCAUCACUGACUCACAGGUAGCUCAGGCGAGACUACAGAGGAGUCUGCAGCGACCGUUGGGUCGGACACAGAGCGCUCCCCUGCCGUUAGGGCACCCAAUGCUACAGCCGGGCGCACAGGGAAUCAUACUAUCGCCGCAACAAAGCGAACAAUACUUUCGCGAAAAACAACUCUACGAACAACAGCAGAGAAAUCUUGUCAAACAACACAUCCGACAGACAGUCCUAACGAGAGCCUCAUCUAAGGGUCAGGUCGUGGAGAACGUGGAGGAGGAGACCGAUGCGGCCGUCGCCCAAGAGAUGAAAGACACCCUCUCGGAGCUGCAGCACGACCUGCCAGUGGGACCGGACGGGGUCAUCGAUCUGACGGCUGCCAGCAAACGACUGGCCACUUGUGAUAAUGAGCUGAACCGACAGCACAGAGAACGCGAAGCAUUCCUUCAACAACAGCGCGAUCUCAUGUCACCGAGACUUUCGUAUCAGACCGAACCCACUACAGUCAGCCUAUUGGGACCGCACCCCCGACCCGGUCAUCACCCGCACCCCAACCGCCCGCUCUCCCGAACGCUGUCGAGUCCGUUGGUGACGCUCAGCCCUAACGGCUGUCCCGAACCGCUCACUGUAUCCACGCGUCAUGUGUUCACAACAGGACUAGUUUAUGACAGUCUUAUGCUUAAACAUCAGUGUAUUUGUGCCGAUAAUUUCCAUCACCCGGAACAUGGGGGUCGACUACAAAGCAUAUGGGCUCGCCUUCAGGAGACCGGUCUGGCCGCCAGGUGUGAGAGAGUCCGCUCACGAAAAGCCACGUUAGACGAGAUCCAGUUGUGUCACAGUGAAGCCUAUUCUCUACUGUUCGGAACCAAUCCACUGAACCGACAGAAACUGGACGCAAGUAAACUGGCUGAUCUUCCGAUAAAGAGUUUUGUGAUGUUGCCGUGCGGUGGGAUUGGUGUCGAUUCGGACACCACGUGGAAUGAGUUGCAUACGUCCGGUGCCGCCAGAAUGGCCGCCGGCUGUGUCAUCGACCUGACCCUCAAAGUGGCCACAGGAGAGUGUAAGAAUGGGUUCGCAGUGGUGCGGCCGCCCGGCAGUCACGCCGAACACCAACAGGCGAUGGGAUUCUGUUUCUUCAACUCAAUCGCUAUAGCCGUCAAACAGUUGCAGCUGAAGCUCAAGAUGGAGAAGGUGUUGAUCGUGGACUGGGACGUACAUCACGGCAAUGGUCUCCAGCAGAUGUUCUACAACGACCCCCACGUCCUCUAUAUCUCGCUUCACCGUCACGACGACGGAAACUUCUUCCCCGGAACGGGUGAUCUCCAGGAAGUAGGUAUGGGAGAGGGGGUCGGCUUCAACGUCAACAUCGGGUGGUGCGGUUCGCUGAGCCCACCCAUGGGCGACGCCGAGUAUUUGGCAGCGUUUAGGGCUAUCGUAAUGCCGAUCGCCCGGGAAUUCAAUCCCGAUAUUGUAGUCGUAGCGUCCGGUUUCGACUCAGCCAAAGGACAUCCGCCUCCUUUGGGUGGCUAUCAAGUGUCGGCCAAUUGUUUCGGUUAUCUCACUCAACAACUGAUGACUUUGGCGAAUGGGAGAGUGGUUAUGUCUCUGGAGGGAGGAUAUGAUUUGCCAUCGAUUUGCGAUUGUUCUCAGGAGUGUGUGUCCGCUCUAUUGGGCGAUGAGGUGUCGGCUCUCAAAGAUGAAGAGAUGACACGAAAGCCCUGUCAGAAUGCCGUCGAACUACUGAAUCGUGUCGUUUCCAUUCAAUCUGCCCACUGGCCAGUAGUGAGACGUUGGGCUCAUCUCAUUGACUGUAACUUCAUUGAUGCUCAACGAAAGGAGAAGGAAGAGUGCGAAACAGUCAACGCUUUGGCCUCUUUGACAGUCAGACAGUCUCUCAAUAGUCCUCCAGAAACGAGUGGUCAUACGGAUGAACCCAUGGAUGAGGACAACGACAAGUGAGUGAACACAUGAAGAAGGGAUACAACGGAAUUGAAGACUAUAUCCGACUCCACGAUAAUUUAGUCGACAAUUCUGUGUUAUAUUCUGUUAUAUCGCAUGACUUCCGGAAAGCAAAAGCAUUUUAAUUUUUGGUUAUUUAAUGUUUCUGUUUGUCAACACUUGUUGUGCUUUUGAUAAAAUCUGUUCUCCAAAUGUCUAUCCCGUCGUCGAUCAGUGUUUGACAUCAAUUGACAAAAGACUGCAUGAAUUCAUCACUAAAUAGAAAGAAAUGAAUGGAAAGCAAGUGAUGAGCGAACAGUUAAGACACUAAAUCUUUGGACAAUUGUUGGCUGCGAUUACUUCACAGAUAGUCUCCAGAAGUAUAAAUACUUUGGUUUGGAUUUUUGAUUUCAUUUUAGACGUUUACGACAAAUUGAAUUUUUUGAAUACAAAAGUCUUUUUGAUAUAUAAUUGUUUUGGAAAAUUGAAUAAUUAUUUAGACGUUUAGUCGACUCUCAAUGAGACCGCAUACCUGUGCCAUAGCUUAUCGAAGUUAUCAACAAAUCGAUUCAUUGGUAAUGAUUUACCAAAAUCCAGACAUUUUAAUAACGAUAUAUUUUUUGCUGACUUUAUCAUCUGAAAAACGAAACAAAACUUUUAUUAAGUCUUUUAAAUUCAUACGAAC
Molecule: messenger RNA, 3745 nt
Organism: Oppiella nova
Lineage: Eukaryota; Metazoa; Arthropoda; Arachnida; Sarcoptiformes; Oppiidae
Source: the annotation of a GenBank genome assembly